AUGUUCGGAGUUCUGAACCGCUUUAUCGGCCAUCUGGACGGCGAACCCGCCCAGCAGGCUCGGGCCACCAACGAUAAUGCAUUUGGCUUCCAAGUACUCCGCAACAAGGACCCGGAACUGCCCCUGGAGCCGUGGUUUGACUUUAUUGUUGGCAUUAAUGGGCGUCUGAUUGACUAUCCAGACCCGAAUCUCUUCGCUACGGAAGUUCGUAACUGCGCCGGCUCCAGUGUGACAUUUGAAGUUUGGAGUGCAAAGGGCCAGAAGACACACACCGUUUCUAUUCCAAUUCCCCCAUCCAACCCCACGUUGGGCCUCGCAUUGCAGCUUGCGCCUCUUUCCUCGACACAACAUAUCUGGCAUGUCCUGAACAUCCCGUCACCGCUCAGUCCGGCAUACCGGGCAGGGUUGCUUCCACACUCAGACUACAUCAUCGGAACGCCCAGUGGAACAUUACGGGGAGAAUCCGCACUGGGAGAAUUAGUGGAGGACCACCUGGACCGGACACUGGUGUUGUGGGUGUACAACAGCGAAUUCGACGUAGUACGCGAGGUCGAGUUGGUGCCCACCCGAGGCUGGGGUGGUGAGGGCGCAUUAGGGGCCGAGCUAGGGUACGGUGCGUUGCACAGACUACCGGUUGGAUUGGGCGAGGAGGUAGAAGGCCCUGGCGAGGUAGUAUUUGAAACGCGCGCCGAUGGCACCUCCACACCUGUCCUGGAUCAGAUGAAUCCUACCUACAGCCAGGGUGUCGGACCUGGUGCAACCGCUGGCGGUCAUUUUCUGGUCCCAGCCAAUAUGACAGCGCCGCCUCCCUUGGCAUCACAGGCGCCACGAAGUCUUUCUGGGUCACCAGCACCUGGUCCGUCACCCGCUGCGCGCCGCGGCAAGACUCGUCAAUACGCCGUUUCGCCUAACCGGGCGUUUGAUGAGUAUUUUGCCGAGGGGGAACAGAAGAGUAAAGAGCAGGAUUUCGCUCCGUCACGGAAGGGAACGCCGCUGCCUCCUCCGCCGAAAGGAGUUCGGUCACCGCCACCGUCAGGAAGUCCCGCGCCGGCGACAGAGUAG
Molecule: messenger RNA, 1062 nt
Organism: Aspergillus bombycis
Lineage: Eukaryota; Fungi; Ascomycota; Eurotiomycetes; Eurotiales; Aspergillaceae
Product: putative Golgi reassembly stacking protein
Exons: 3
Coding region: 1-1062 (353 amino acids)
Biological process (GO): Golgi organization
Cellular component (GO): Golgi apparatus
Molecular function (GO): protein binding
Source: RefSeq, a predicted model, not a curated record